This is a messenger RNA of Balaenoptera musculus (blue whale), 2004 nucleotides long. RefSeq names its product flotillin 1 (gene FLOT1). NCBI's taxonomy places the organism in Eukaryota, Metazoa, Chordata, Mammalia, Artiodactyla, Balaenopteridae. Gene Ontology annotation, cellular component: plasma membrane. The record is from RefSeq and is a predicted model, not a curated record. Bases 351 to 1634 code for a protein of 427 amino acids. The transcript has 13 exons. Gene Ontology annotation, biological process: protein kinase C signaling; positive regulation of cell-cell adhesion mediated by cadherin; positive regulation of cell junction assembly.
GCCGCGGGGGCGGGGUCGCGUCUGCCGCAGCGACAGGGUGCGGCCUGGUCGGGGGCAAGGGCGCCAGCGCGGGCCCAGCUCCCAGGCAGGCUGUGCGCGAGCGGCCCCUGCUCGGCUCACAGGUCCCCUGCGCGUCCCAACCCUGCCCCGGACCCCGGCCAGGCCGCUGCCCGCGUCCGGGAAGGGUAAAGCCUUAGCGGAUCCGUGGGCGCGGAAGGGACUGGGCCGCGUUGUCUGCAGGCGGGGCGGGACUGACAGGAAAGCGAAAGGGUUCACUCCUGUGGACUCCACAGUGCCCCUUGCUAUCAGCAAAGGCUUUCUCUCCUCCUCCUCCAGCUCCAGCCUGAGCCAUGUUUUUCACCUGUGGCCCAAACGAGGCCAUGGUGGUCUCCGGUUUCUGCCGGAGCCCCCCAGUCAUGGUGGCUGGAGGACGUGUCUUUGUCCUGCCCUGCAUCCAGCAAAUCCAAAGGAUCUCUCUCAACACACUGACCCUCAAUGUCAAGAGUGAAAAGGUUUACACUCGCCAUGGGGUCCCCAUCUCAGUCACUGGCAUUGCCCAGGUGAAAAUUCAGGGCCAGAACAAGGAAAUGUUGGCAGCUGCCUGCCAGAUGUUCCUGGGCAAGACGGAGGCUGAGAUUGCCCACAUCGCACUGGAGACGCUGGAGGGCCACCAGAGGGCUAUCAUGGCCCACAUGACUGUGGAGGAAAUCUAUAAGGACAGGCAGAAAUUCUCAGAGCAGGUUUUCAAAGUGGCCUCCUCAGACCUGGUCAACAUGGGCAUCAGCGUGGUCAGCUACACCCUGAAGGACAUUCACGACGAUCAGGACUAUUUGCACUCCUUGGGGAAGGCUCGAACAGCUCAAGUCCAAAAAGAUGCUCGGAUUGGGGAAGCGGAGGCCAAGAGAGACGCUGGGAUCCGGGAGGCCAAAGCCAAGCAGGAAAAGGUGUCUGCUCAGUACCUGAGUGAGAUCGAGAUGGCCAAGGCGCAGAGGGACUACGAGCUCAAGAAGGCUGCAUAUGACAUUGAGGUCAACACCCGCCGAGCACAGGCUGACCUGGCCUAUCAGCUUCAGGUGGCCAAGACGAAGCAGCAGAUCGAGGAGCAGCGGGUCCAGGUGCAGGUGGUGGAGCGGGCCCAGCAGGUGGCAGUGCAGGAGCAGGAGAUCGCCCGCCGGGAGAAGGAGCUGGAGGCCCGCGUGCGGAAGCCGGCGGAAGCCGAGCGCUACAAGCUGGAGCGCCUAGCAGCGGCAGAGAAGUCCCAGCUGAUCAUGCAGGCAGAGGCAGAAGCCGAGUCUGUGCGGAUGCGUGGGGAAGCCGAGGCCUUUGCCGUAGGGGCCCGAGCCCGGGCCGAGGCUGAGCAGAUGGCCAAGAAGGCAGAGGCAUUCCAGCUGUACCAGGAGGCUGCUCAGUUGGACAUGCUGCUGGAGAAGCUGCCCCAGGUGGCAGAGGAGAUCAGUGGUCCCUUGACCUCGGCCAAUAAGAUCACACUGGUGUCCAGUGGAAGUGGGGCCAUGGGGGCGGCCAAAGUGACCGGGGAAGUGCUGGACAUCCUGAGCCGCCUGCCGGAGAGCGUGGAGAGACUCACAGGCAUCAGCAUCUCCCAGGUGAACCACAAGCCUCUGAGAACAGCCUGAGCCCUCGACCUUCGCGAUGCCCAGCCUCAAAACUCAAGUUGCCUGAAUGGUCCCAAUAUUGCAUGCACUUCAGCUGGCUCCCCAAGCACAUCGUUUGACAGCGGAGUUCCACCGCUUGUCUCUCCUUGCCAAAUAGCCUGUCCCUUGCCUUGGAAGGAAAGGGUUGCUCCCUUUUCCAGUCCCGUACUGCAGACUGCCAGUCCCGCAGGGGUCCCAUGCCAGCCUUCUGAUGAUCCCACCCCCAACUUAUUUAACUUAGUCUACUGUCUGAGCCUGUUGUCCAGAAUUCUUCCUUGACCAAGCCUUGAGGGGUGGUCUGCAGGUUCUCAACUUUGUCAAAUAAAUUGCUAUUAGUAAGUACUGAUACUUA